Molecule: messenger RNA, 6915 nt
Organism: Cavenderia fasciculata
Lineage: Eukaryota; Evosea; Eumycetozoa; Acytosteliales; Cavenderiaceae
Product: WD40 repeat-containing protein
Exons: 5
Coding region: 1-6915 (2304 amino acids)
Biological process (GO): telomere maintenance via recombination
Cellular component (GO): telomerase holoenzyme complex
Molecular function (GO): telomerase RNA binding; telomerase activity; protein binding
Source: RefSeq, a predicted model, not a curated record
AUGAGUAGCACUGGAAGAACAAGAGGCACUUUAAGAGCAGGAACACCAUUACGUGGAGGCCGCGGAAGAGGCGGAGCAACACCAUCACGUGGAGGAAGAGGUGGAUUCAACUCGCAACCCUCAGCAGUACCCCAAGCAGCACCCACAUCUGCAACAGAAAGACAACCAAGACCAGCAACUGCCACCUCGGCCAGAUCGCCAAGACAAAGAGGUGGAGCUGCACCACAAAGACUACCCAGACCUGCCGCCGGCGACCACGUUGAAGACGAUGUCAUCAGUCUCACACAAUCACAAUUCUUUAGUGAUCUUCAAACCAGAGCAUUUGCAAUGUUGGACCAAAUACAAUUGCGCGAGAAAAAGCUCGAGCUCAUCAACAUUGUCUCGUCGUCGUUGAUCAAGGAGCCACGUUUCAACAAGGUUACACCGGCACUUGAAAACAUCAUCACCAAUGUCUACCACGUCGCCUACUUUGACCCAGAGUUUAUUCUCAAGUUGUCAUUGUACACCCGUCAGGAAUUGGGUAUUCGAACAGUCGCCAAUUAUCUCAUGGCACUUGCUUCUGUCAUCCCUCCCUGUCAACCAUACCUCAAAAAGUAUUACCAAUCAACUAUUCGUCUUCCAUCAGAUUGGUUAGAAAUCCCAAACAUUACAAACAAAUUGUUAAGUUCAAAGACUAUUCCAAAAUCUUUAAGAAAUGUAAUGGUUGAUAAGUUUACUGAUUUUGAUACUUAUCAGUUAGGUAAAUACAAUACUGAAGGUAAAAUUAAAAGAAAUAGAAAGAAGUUAAAGUCAUUGAUUAAAAAGAAUCCAGAACAAAAGGAUAGAUUAACAAAGGAGUUUGAAGAGAAACAAACUGGAUCAUUAAAACAAAUGAUUAGAGUACUUCAUAUUUCCAAGCCAAAUUAUAGUAUCAUGUGUAUUCUUGGUAAAAAGUAUCCACUCACCUAUGAGGAUUACCAAAAGACAAAGUUGCCAGGUGACUUUGAAGCUGAACGUGCAGGUACUAGAAUGAAGUUACCAAUCCCAGAGACUUGGGAGACUAUGCUUUCUGAAAAGGGUAACAAGUCGACCACUUGGACUGAACUGAUCGAUGCCAACAAGCUACCCUUUAUGGCCAUGCUCCGUAAUCUUCGUAAUCUCUUGAUUACCGGUUGUCAUGCUCGUGUACACGAUAAUAUCAUUAGAAUGCUAUCGAAUCGUGUAUUGAUUGGCAAGCAAAACACCUUCCCCAUGCAAUUCUUGGCUGCCUACAACUCGAUUCCAACCGAUGUCACCAAGUUGCGUGCACUCGCCACUGAAAAGAACAUCAAAACAGAGUUCUUCCCACCAGCCGAUCUAUUGGACCGUUACCGUCAAGCUCUUGACAAUGCCAUCAAAUUGUCAACCAUCAUCAAUGUUAAACCAAUCUCUGGUACAACUGUUGUGUUUGUCUAUGUUGGUGGUAGCAGCGGUGGUAACUCUAGAGACCCACAUGCUAGCAAAUACACUCAACUUGACAAUGCUCUAUUACUAGGUCUCAUGUGUCAAUUUGUUUGUGAAGAAUGUGAAGUCAUUUUAAUUGGCAAGGAUAAACUUGGAAACUCACUCCUUCAUCCAAUUGAAAAGUUGGUUGAUUCUGUCUAUGAUCAAGACAAACCAGAAGAAGAGUCAACUGUCUCAGAGGACGACUCUACUGAGGUUUUGGGAGAUUCAAUUCUUGCAAAGAUGGAAUCAAUUAAAAAGACGAUUGAACAAUUAUUUGAUGCCGAUGCAAAUGAUAAUCUAUUCCCAACCGAUUAUAUUAUGAACUCCAUCCUUAAAUUCAUCGCUCAACGUGGUGCUAUCGACCAACAACUUCAAUAUGUUGAAAAGAUUGAUGAAUUAAAGAAAUUAAAAUCAAUCACUAUCAAUACCACUCAAACCAGCAGUGGUGAAACUGACAACAAGAAUAAUCCAUCAACAAUCAUUCUUGAAAAGAAGAAAAAGGAAGAGACUGUACCUUUGGUAGGAAAUGUAGCCAAUUAUAUUAAACCAUGGAGAAAUAUUAGAGUAUUCAUAUCAUCUACCUUUUUGGAUAUGCAUGGUGAAAGAAAUCAAAUGGUUAAACAUAUCUUUCCGGAGUUGAGAGAACGUUGUGCCAAGAGAAAGAUACAUAUCAGUGAAAUUGAUUUGCGUUGGGGUAUUACUGAAGACGAGGCACAAAAGAACAGAUCGGUUGAAUUGUGUUUGGACGAGGUUGAUCGUUGCCGUCCAUUCUUUAUCGGUCUCCUAGGUCAACGUUAUGGUUGGGUACCAACAAACUACAAGCUUUCAGAGGAGCCUCGUUACGACUGGAUUCGUAAUUAUCCAAAGGGUCGUUCCAUCACCGAGUUGGAAAUGAUCCAUGCUACCAACCUCUGCAACACUUCGACUGGUAUCAACUCGAACUGUCUCUUUUACAUUCGUAACCCCGUAGCCGUACCAAAGGAGCUAAAGACACAGUUUGAAUGUGAGGAUAGUGAUAGUGCAGGUAAACUCGAGUCUCUCAAGACCAAGAUCAAACAAAACUGCAAUUAUUACACUUACAGUCCACGUGCCAUUGAAGUGGUCGAUAACCAAGCACAAACGAUUGGUUUGGAAGAGUUUAGCGAGCGUGUACUCGAAGAUCUUUGGUCCAAGAUUGUAGAGCAGUAUCCAGACACCCAAGAGUCGGAUGAAGCAAUCGACGAGAUGAAACAACAAGAUGAACAAGAGCAAGUGUACCGUGACCUCAAGACCAAGUCGUUUGUUGGACGCAAGGAUGAAACCAACUGCUUGUACAAGUUUUGUGAUGUUAUUCGUCCGUUUGGAACUAGUCCCAAGGCUGGUUUAACAGAUGUUGAUGUGUCGGCCAUCCCAACAGACUACAAACAACUCAAGAUCUAUCUCCAAGUACUCUUGAAAAAGGCGUCUGUCAAGGCAAACAUCUACCUCUUUAUCGACGGUAUUGAUCAACUUGAGAACAAGUUUAAUGCCAAGUCACUCGACUGGAUUCCCAACGUGUCACCCGUCAAGACUAUCAUCACAUCGGUUGAUGGUGACCAUAGCGUUAGUAUCCUCAAGCGUCGUAAGGGUGGCCCGCUCGAAGUGACCGUCGACCCCAUGGACGCACGUGACUCACAGACACUUGUCACUACCAAGCUUGCAGACUACCGCAAACGUCUCGACGAGUCAGUCACCAACAACCAAAUGAAGAUGCUCAUGAACAAGGCCGACGCAUCCAACCCCCUCUACCUCGUGUUGGCCUGCGAGGAACUUCGUUACUUUGGUGGCUUCCAAGAGCUCACUGACAAGAUCAAAUCGCUGUCUCCAACUCUUGCAGUCCUCUUCCAAGACAUUCUCACACGUCUCGAAACUGACAGUGGAAAGUUGUUGAUUGGUAGUAUACUCGGCUCGAUUGCCAGUUCGCGUAUCGGUCUCACUGAAAUGGAUCUCCGUGUAUUAUCCGCACGUAGAGAACUAGGUGAAGAGUUGCUGCCAAUUGGUAUAUGGUCAAAGAUAUUCCGUUCGAUUCAGUCUCUUGUCCAAGUCAAUGGUGACGACCAGACAAUCGACUUUUUCCACAACCAAAUGAAGUUGGCGGUCGUCAAAAAGUACCUGACUACCAGCGACUCGACCGAACGUAUCCACAAGCAGUUUGCCACCUUUUACAUGGAGCGUGCCGAUCCACAGGCCAACCAAACCUACCAUGGUGCCGACCCCAAAGCACUCAGUGAAAUUGUCUACCAUCACUACCACUCCAAGCAGACAGCAGUGCUUGAAUCGAUCCUUUGUAACCUCAACUUUGUCGAACAAAAGUGCAAGCAUGGUAUGACCAGUCAAUUGCUACUCGACUAUCUCUUGGUCAUUGGAGGUGGCCAAGACGACGGCACUACCACCAUCAACUUUAACGCUACCCAGCAAAAGAGCUCAGGAUCAAUGAGCUCGGCCAAAGCCAAGCAAUUCUCAAUCGUCUCGAAUAUCACCGACUUUUUCCAAAUGCUCUCGACCAAUGCACACAUCCUCUCCAAGUCUCCACAACUUGUCUUCCAACAGGCUAUGAAUCAGCCAUCCACCAGCCACGCACACAAGGUGGCCAAGUUGGCUGAAAAGAUCAACAAAAAGUCGUGGGUCGAGUGGAACAACAAGCCAGAAACACGCGACAGCUGUAUCCAGACCAUUUCGGGAUUCGGACAGGGAACAACUGCCGUCGCAUGGGCACCAAACGGCCAGAUGAUGGCUGUCGCCGCCAAAGACUCGAGUAUCCGUCUGUUAGGACCAACCGGCGCAGAGUUGUUGAUUCUUGGCGAGGGUCAUACCGACUGGGUCAGCUCACUCUCCUUUAGCAAGGAUGGCAAGACACUAGUCAGCGGUGGUUUAGACAACAAGAUUGUUAUUUGGGAUGUUGUAGUUGGAUCGGCGCUACAUAUUCUCGACAGAGGACACGACCGUUCGGUCACAAGUGUACGUUUCUCACCCGUGGACGCCAACCUGUUUGCUUCGGUUGGUUUGGACGGUCGUUUGGUCAUGUGGAACCUCAGCACACACUCGUACGUCAAGAUGAUCUAUGCACAUGACAAGCCAGUCAAUCACUGUGCAUUCACCAAGGACGGCACGAUGAUUGCCACAUGCAGUUGGGACGGAUCGAUCAAGAUUUGGAAUGUCGCCAACCUCGUCAACAAUAUCAACGAAGUUGCCAUGAUCAUCAACAGUAACCUUGGAAAGGGUGCUAAACGUGUAAACAGAAACGUGUGGUUGCCAAACAACGUCAUUGACGUGUCGACCCAGAUCAAGGGGUCGCUCAAGAGCUGCGAGUUUUCUCCAAGUGCCAAACAAAUGAUCGCGACCGCCAUGGACGGCUCCGUAUUGCUCUUUGACAUUGCAUCGUCCAAGUUGCUCUCUGUCAUUGGUCGUCACAGCAAGUCGGCCAAUUAUUGUUCAUUCUCAGAGGAUGGAGAGCAGUUUGUCACUAGCUCUGACGACUCUUCGCUCAAGGUCUGGACACCAACACUCGGCUGCGAACUCGGACAGAUCAAGAUGGACGGUGACGCAUGGGCCAAUUGUAUGGUGUGGAGUCCCAAGAACAACGUGUUGGCUGUAGGAUGCUCCGACUGUAUCAUCCGUCUCUACGAAGUCAUUGGUAACUCGUUCAAGCUCGUUGCCAAGCUGCCACAAUCCCACACCCGUGCCAUCACCAGUGUCGCACUCUCUGGCAACGAGCGUUGGUUGGCAUCCACGUCCGAGGACAAGGCAAUCGUCGUCUGGAACAUUGCCGAGCGAUCCGUCGAGUACUACCAAAAGGACGCACACAUUGAAGUGAUCAACUGUCUCGCAUUCAACCCAACCGACACUGCCUCCGACACAACCACACUCAUCUCGUGCUCUGACGAUUACCGCACCAACAUUUGGCGUUGGAACGGCACUAAACUGUCGCCCAUCACCCACUUGCCAGGCUCGACCAACACCAUCAAGAGCUGCACAUUCUCUCCCAACGGCAAGUACAUUGCAACUGUCUCGCGUGACUGUUCCAUCACCAUCUACUUGGCCGCCAGCUACAAGGAGGUUGGCAAGUGUCUCGGUCACACUGACUGGGUCAAUUUCUGCACGUUUGCACCAGACUCUAAGCGAAUCGUUUCAGGUGGCUGGGACUUUAACAUCAAGGUGUGGAGUAUGAAUAGCAAGAAGGAGUUGCUCUCACUAAAGGGACACACGGGUUCAAUCGAGCGUGCCUUUUUCACCAACGACCUCAAGUACAUUGUCAGUUGCAGCUUUGACAAUACCAUCAAGAUAUGGGAUCCCGAGUUUGGUAGCGAGAUUACUACCCUUCACCACCAGUCUCGUAUCAGUGAUGUUGUGCAAUUGGGUGACGGCACUGGUCGCAUCCUCUCAUCGUCUGACGAUGGUCUCAUCAAGUGUUGGAACCCCACCACUGGCCAGUGUGUCAUGACUCUAACCGGUCACUCUAGUUCCAUCCCACAAUCCAUCUUUGCUGCCAAGAAUGACAAGAUCCAAGGCAGUGCCAACAAGAAGCUCAUCACCUCUACAUCCAACGAUGGAAGUGUCAAGAUUUGGGAACUCGCACCCCAAGCCAUCCCAUCUCAAGCUGGUGACUCUGUUGUUCAAGUCGCACUCUCACUCGACGGUUCAUUGGUCGCAGUUGUGCGCAAGGGUCUCUCUACCGAAGUCUACGACACCAAGACACAUGCUAUUGUCAAGACUAUCCGUUCAUUUGGUCCAGCUCCAUCGUCUGUCGCUUUCACACUCGAAGGUAAACUAGUGAUUGGUUGUGAAGAUGGACAAGUUGUUGUCUAUGCCAAGGAUCUACUCACCUCUCAAGUAUUCAAGGUACACAAUGAAAAGGUGUCGGCCAUUGCACCAUUCCAACAAUUCGAUACCUUUGUCACUGGUUCAUGGGAUACCAAGGUACAUCUAUGGUCGGAAAAGGCUACCAAUCAACUAUGUCAUCUCUCUGAUUGGGUUGAAUGUCUUGCCUUUUCAGGUGACGGUGAGUGUAUUGCCUCGGCUGGUCGUUCCAACCAGUUCACAAUGACCACUCCCAAUCUCUCAUCCACCACGCUCCGAUCAAUGUCUGAUACCAAGUACAUCACAUCACUUGCAUUCUCACCCAACAGCAAGUUAUUGGCAAUCGGUACAUUUGAAGGAAACGUCGAGAUUUUCAACUUGGAAAAGAAACAAUUCCAAUCGAUCAACACCUCUCAAAAGGAUGCCAUCUCUUCCAUUAAAUUCAUUGACAAUAGACACAUUGUAUCGGCCAGCAAGGAUACCAGUCUCAUUGUAUACAACAUUGAAAAGGAGGAAAUCGAAAAUGAAUUUAUUCACAACUCUCCAAUCACCUCUAUGGACUGUCGUCAAAACAAAAUUGUCACUGGUGAUUCAAAUGGUAAUACUUAUUAUUUAUUAUAUCAUCCAUCUAAAUAA